AUGUAGCCAGAGUAAUUAAAGACUUUAUAGUAUUGCCAAUCAAAAUACUAGACAAUCCUUCCCAAUCAGGAUGUAAAGUUUACUCUUGUACAAAGUCAUUAAAUCAUUUAACUUUUCUCUUAAUAUGAAAUCUUAGUACAGUUGCUGAUAUAAAAUGCUUUAUUUUGUAAAUCUGAAACCUUAAGAUAAAAAACAAUGUAGAUGCUUGAGCAACUUGAAAAGCAAGAUCAUGCCUAAUUAUACAGCAUUGAUUUGUCACAAUUUAAUGACAAUCCUCUCACAAUAGAAGUCUCCCCAUUAUAAAGUUCUUUCUAACUCCCUCUUUUAAAACAGAGUAAAACAAUCUUAGAAAAUAUUAAUAAGAAUUUUGAUGAUAAAAUAGUUGUUCUUAAGAAAUAUACUCCCCUUAUUUAAAGUAGUUAUUUACCAUAAUAAUACUAAAUUAGUAAGGUCAGGUGUAAGUUCACUCCUGUGGAUGAAGACUUAUUAUUUUAAGGUUUGUAAAAGCAUGGAAGUAAAAAAUUGGAGGAAAUUUAAAAAGAAUUUUUAUGGGAAAAAACGCUGAAGCAAAUUAAAAAUAAGUACAAAAACUCAAUUUGCAGCAACGCUUAAUUGAAUAAAAUAAAAACCUGGAAGUUAAGUUAAUAUGAAUAUCUGAAUCAAAAAGAAUUAUAGCAAUUUAUCAAAGGAAUUUAAUGGUUUGGAAAAGACAAAUGCCAACUGAUUCAUAAAUUCUUUGUAACAACAAGAAGCUCAGAUUUUUUAAAUAAGUAAUAAAAACUUCUAUUAUAUAGCGAAUUAAAUAAAGCUGAUUAAUUAUUAAAAAAAAGAAAAAAGCAUAAUAUUUCAGAAUCAUAUCCAAGCCAUUACGAGCAAUUAUGGAAUGAGGAAAGGAAGAAAAUAUAAUUAAAAGUAAAUUUUGAAAUUACCUAGUCAAUUUAAAAAGAAGAAUUACCAACAUUUGAUAAAUACUUUAAUUUAUCAUAUGAGUAUUCCAAUAGUAUUUGUAAAUCAAAUUUUGAAUUCAGCAGAUUAGGAGGAUACUCUUUGUUCUCUAACUAAUAGCAAUAAGCAAACUAAAUUUCAUAAUAAUAACAAUAGAAAGUUUAAACUCCAUUUGAAGUUUGGAAAAAUGCUAUUAGUUCAUUGCCUGAAUUAAAAGGUUGA
Molecule: messenger RNA, 1167 nt
Organism: Paramecium tetraurelia
Lineage: Eukaryota; Ciliophora; Oligohymenophorea; Peniculida; Parameciidae
Exons: 2
Source: RefSeq, a predicted model, not a curated record